UGUUAUCGAUCUAUCUGACGAAUAACAAUAAUUUUUCUAUAAAUGAUCAUUAUAUCACUGCGAAAUCAAAAUUAUAAUAAAAAAAUGAUCUCGCGUCUCAAAAAUGUCCUUGCCAACGAGAAUAAUUCAUUACGCGUCUAAAUACCGAGUUGUUUCACGUGCAAAGAAAGGAUAAUUGGUAUUACUUUACAUGAUCGCCCCGCAGAGCCGACAGAUGGUACCUGUCCGCGUGGAUGGACUCGACGCCCCGGGCCUAUCACGGGGUCUGCAGCCUCGACCGGCUCAUCUACAUAAUCGGCGGCUACGACGGCCACAAUUACUUCCACACGGUGCGCAGCUUCGACCCGGUGAGCAAGGAGUGGCGCGAGCGGGCCUGCAUGUAUCACGCCAGGUGCUACGUCAGCACGUGCGUUCACGACGGAAAGAUCUACGCUCUGGGCGGCAACAGCGGCAUGACCCGACUGUCCUCGUGCGAGCGCUACGANAAAUUCGAAUAA
This is a messenger RNA of Trichogramma pretiosum, 497 nucleotides long. RefSeq names its product kelch-like protein 10. The coding region runs from base 234 to 497 and encodes 87 amino acids. Lineage: Eukaryota; Metazoa; Arthropoda; Insecta; Hymenoptera; Trichogrammatidae. The record is from RefSeq and is a predicted model, not a curated record. The transcript has 2 exons. Gene Ontology annotation, molecular function: protein binding.